AUGGGCAGAAAAAUUGAGAUAAAGAAAAUAGAAGAGACAAUGAAACGUCAAGUUACAUUUUCUAAGCGACGUAGUAGUUUAUUAAAAAAAGCUGAGGAGAUUGCGUUUUGCUGUGACGUGGACGUGUUGUUUGUCGCGUUCUCACCUUCUGGUCGGCUCAAUAAAUUUUGUAGCCCACAAAGGGUCGAAGAUAUGCUUCAGCGAUACCUUAGGCUUCCGGUUGAGCGGAGAUUCACGAUUACGAAACAGGAGCAGAACAAGAGCCUUCUCUUCACCAACUACGUUGGUGUGAGAUUCAACUAUUCAAAAUCAAGAUUGGAUGGACAAAGGAAAGAGAGUAGCAAACAGUCUAGCAAUUACACAUAUACCCCUUCCUUCGCUGGUUCUUCACAUUUAGGGAAUAUGUCAUUUUCUCGAAAUCCAUCACCUUUUACCCCAUUGCAGAACCAACAACCGAACAUGCUAGUAGGUCUCCAGCAGAAAUCAACAGAAACAUUUGGAUUGUCAGAGGAACAACUGACAUUUGGUGAAAGUAGUGACAACUCUCUCACAAAGUUCUGGCAGAAUAAUUGCGCUUCCACAAGGUAUGACUCGAGUCCGCUCGUGAAUAUGGGUACACAAUUGAACUCUCCCUCCCAAUUAGGGUUGGAGUAUGACCAUUCAAAUUGGAAUAUCAACUUGGACAAUAACAACAACAUCAAUCGCAUCAUUCAAUCGAAUGGUCAAUUUUCAAUUCAAAGUGAUGCAAUAGCUUCUAAUGUUAAUGAGCUUAACUUUCCCAUGGAGGAGAAUACCAUGGCAAACAAUGAAUACUUUGCUGAAACAAUACAUGAGAAUGAUGCAUGGGAAUGGGACGAUGUUCUCCUCAAUGAAGCUUUCGGUGGAGAUGACUUUUAA
Molecule: messenger RNA, 897 nt
Organism: Solanum lycopersicum (tomato)
Lineage: Eukaryota; Viridiplantae; Streptophyta; Magnoliopsida; Solanales; Solanaceae
Source: RefSeq, a predicted model, not a curated record